AUGGCGCAAACCAAACAUGUGAGACGCCCAUCCGAACGCAUGACUCCCCGGAAAGGGCAAAGUUCUCGGCCCAAACCCAGAGCAAGUACCGGUCGGCCUCGCGCGCAACCCGGCGAUCCAGUUCCUACUAGGAGACCACAUCGAUAUAAACCAGGAACGAUCGCUCUUCGUGAAAUCAGACGAUAUCAGCAGUCGACAGACCUUUUAAUCCUCAAGCUCCCCUUUGCGCGUCUCGUGCGCGAAAUUGCAAUCGAUCUCUUGCCCGUUCGAGCGGCUCAAGAACUAAGAUGGCAGAGCCAAGCAAUACAGGCACUACAAGAAGCCAGCGAGGCUUUUCUCGUACACCUUUUCGAAGAUACCAAUUUGUGCGCCAUCCACGCAAAAAGGGUCACCAUCAUGCAGAAAGAUAUUCAGCUAGCUAGGAGAAUACGAGGCGCGUGGGGAGGGCUUGGUUGA
Molecule: messenger RNA, 456 nt
Organism: Exophiala spinifera
Lineage: Eukaryota; Fungi; Ascomycota; Eurotiomycetes; Chaetothyriales; Herpotrichiellaceae
Product: histone H3-like centromeric protein cnp1
Exons: 2
Coding region: 1-456 (151 amino acids)
Cellular component (GO): nucleosome
Molecular function (GO): DNA binding; structural constituent of chromatin; protein heterodimerization activity
Source: RefSeq, a predicted model, not a curated record